GCGGUGUACGAGUAUUUUUGAAGCAUGGAUUCGCCGCCGAGCCUGGAAACUGUUUACCAGGCCGUGUACUCUUUGUAUCGUAAUACAAACCCGGCCGAGUCAGGAAAAGCGUCGUUAUGGCUAGGAGAGUUGCAAAAAUCGGUAUUUGCAUGGAAGAUAGCUGAUGAAAUGUUGCAUCAAAAACGGAACAUAGAGUCUUGUUAUUUUGCUGCACAAACAAUGCGUACCAAAAUCCAACUGUCUUUUCAUGAAUUGCCCCAAGAAGCUCAUAUUUCAUUGAGAGAUUCAUUGAUGGAACAUAUAUCGCAAAUCAAUGAACAUACUAAUUCUGCCAUUGUUACUCAGUUAUGCUUAGCACUAGCAGACCUGGCUCUGCAAAUGUCUUCAUGGCAAAAACCAGUAGUAGAUUUAAUUAACAGGUUUGGCGUAUGCAGUGCAAAUCUCUGGCCAUUGCUUGAAAUAAUGACAGUGCUGCCAGAGGAAGUAAAUUCUAGAUCACUUAGGCUGGGAGCUAAUCAUAGACAACAUAUAUUACUCGAACUUAACGCAAGUGCAGAUACUGUGACAGAAUUUCUGAAAAUGUGCUUAAAAGAUGGCGGUGAUAAUGUACAAAUCCGAGUCACUAUUUUGCGAUGUUUUACUAGUUGGAUAACUGUCCAUGCAAUACCGCUCGAAGCUGUACCCUCGAGCGAUGUAGUCGCUUAUGCUUUGCAAAUACUAGGCAAUCACAUGGCUGGCUCCCAACUGCACGAAGUGGCCACUGACUGCAUCUGCGUAAUUUUGCAGGCGCUAGGAGAGGAGAGCAGUACCAAUCGCGGUAGUGACAACGAACUAAGCGUGCAAUUGCAACAGCUGCAAUUGUGUCUUUUUACAAGUGUAAUGAAUUUAGAACAACCAUAUCACUUAUCUGUUGCCCACGAAGACAUGGAAAAAUCUAUCAAUUAUUGUCGAAUAUUCACGGAGUUGGCCGAAACGUUUCUAGAAACUAUGAUAAUAGGUAGUGAGAAUGAAAAGCAGCAUUAUGCUAUAAAGAUUUUAGACCUUGUUCUCACAUGCGUUGGUCAUCACGAUUAUGAGGUCGCGCAAAUAACGUUUAACCUCUGGUAUCGGCUGUCGGAAAUUCUUUAUCAGAAAAAUUACGACGAUCUUAACGCCGUAUUCCGGCCGCAUAUCGAGAGACUAAUCGCUGCCCUCUGCAGGCACUGUCAAAUGGAACCGGACCAUUUGGGUCUCGUGGAAGAAGGCGGAGGUGGAGAAGAGUUUGCCGACUUCAGAAAUCGCGUGUCGGACUUGAUAAAGGACGUGGUGUUCGUAGUCGGGAGUAGCACCUGUUUCCGACAAAUGUUCUCGUCACUGACUGGAGGCCCCGGGCCGCAGGGUCAACCUAUAAACACGCCUACGUGGGACUCGACUGAGGCUGCGCUCUUUGUAAUGCAAGCGGUGGCAAAGAACAUCCUGCCAGAAGAAAAUGAUGUAGUACCAAAAGUGGUGGAAGCUAUUCUUAAUUUACCAGAAAACACGCAUAUAGCCGUGCGAUACACCAGCAUUCUCCUGUUAGGCGAGCUAUGCGAAUGGAUAGAUAGGCAUCCGCAAUCGUUAGAGCCAGUGUUAAAUUUCCUCUUAGCAUGUUUAAAUCAAACGGGUUUAGGAACCGCCGCCUCGGGUGCGCUAUUGAGCAUAUGCUCAGCUUGCCCAUUGCACAUGGCGUCGCACUUUUCCGGACUGUUGCAAAUAGCACGUUCGCUCGACAACUUUCCUAUCAGUAAUGACGCAGCCAUUGGCCUUCUGAAAGGAGUAUCGAUAAUUUUGGCAAGGUUACCGCCCGAGGAAAUCACACCGGCGAUGAAGGAACUGUGCUGCUUUCAAGCAAGCUCGUUGUGGGCGCUUCUCACGGAUAAAAUUCCAAUCGAGAGAGGAACAAAGACUGAUCCUGUGAUAUGGUUGGAUAGAUUAGCUGCUAUAUUUAAGCACACUAAUCCUCAAAUCGAUGAUUCGAAUAAACCUCAUCCUUGUCAGAGCGUAAUCACCGAAAUGUGGCCAGUAUUGUCAAAUGUGUGCGAGGUGUAUCAACGAGACGUGAGAGUUAUGGAGAGAUGUUGCCGUUGCAUACGCUUUGCAGUGCGCUGCGUAGGCAAACAUUCUGCGCAUCUGCUCGACCCGAUUGUGAAGCAGAUCGUACUGCUGUACAACGUACAGCAACAUAGUUGUUUCUUGUAUCUCGGCUCUAUAUUGGUGGACGAGUACGCGACCGACUCGGAAUGCAUAUGGAACUUGUUAAAUAUGUUACAAGCUUUUAUUUGUCCCACCUUCGCUCUGCUCGAACAGGAAGACGGCUUGAAAAAUCACCCUGACACGGUGGACGAUCUGUUUAGGCUGUGUGCCAGAUUUCUUCAAAGAGCUCCUAUCCCUUUAUUACAUUCUGCCAUUAUUGGGAGCAUCGUAGACUGCGCUAUAAUGGCGUGCAGCCUGGAUCACAGGGACGCGAAUAGUUCAGUAAUGAAGUUUUUCUACGAUCUUUUACACAGCGGUCGCAGCUGUAAGGAUCGGUCAGAUUACACGAUACGGCGACAACUGGUGCAAAAUAUAUUGCAAGAGAAAGGCCAAACAUUAGUCAUAAAAUUGCUGCACGCCUCCGUAUUUGAUUUGUCUUCUUACAUGCUGUCCGACGUGGCGGAUGUCAUUAUCGAACUUACGCGAAGUCACACAGAUCUCAUGUCAAAGUGGUUGGAAGAAGCUAUCAAAACGAUGCCAUCGCAAAACGCAGGUGGAGCACCGACGGCCAUGCCCGAACAGCUACUUGAAUUUCAUAGUACAGUCACGAGGUCAGAAACACCGAAGACCGUCACACACGCUCUACGAAAUUUCGCGCGCCUGUAUCGCUAAUGCGUUUUAAUGUACAUUUACUUUAGUAAAUUACCCCAAAAUUAUGCAUUUUUGCUAAAGAUCUUCCAGCGAAUUUCGAUGUUGCGACUCUCAAACAUCUCGGGACAUCAAAAUAUGGACAUGGUGAAUUUCGACACAGUAGAAUAUACCAAGAGAAGAGUACCAAGGUUUUUUAUAUGUGCUUACUAUCUAUAGCUACAUUUGCAAAGUAUAUCGACACGUUAUACGUCGUUUAUUUUUUUUUCCAUAAAUAUCACUUUUACACGUAUAUCAAAAUUCUUUAUAUUUCUUUGUAUAGAUAUUUUUAGCGGAGUUCUUUAAUUGCUCCGUAAGUGAUGUUUAUAUAUUACCUAUUAUUAGGUAUGAAGCAAUAUUUAUAUACGUAUUAAGAAAAAACGUUUUUGAGUUUGAUAUAUUAAUGAAGAACUUUGAACAAUUUUAUAUCAAAUGCAAAAAUUAAAUACUUUGCGGAUAUGCUAUACAUAGUAAACAAGAUAUCUUGAAAACAUGUGUGUGCUGAUGAUCUUAUUUAUAAACUGACUGGAUUAUACUGAGUUAUUGUAUUUAUGCAUAAAUAUUUUUUGCAAACUGACAUUUGCAAGGAUUUGCUAGUAUUUUUAUUUUUAAAUGUCUUAACUGUUUCGGCAUCCUUACGUUUGCUCGAGGCAAAAUGAUAAAAUUUUCAUUACAAUUCAUAAUUAAUGACAUUUGUCUAAUCAGUAGAGAGCACACACUUGAAAGCAACUGUAAUUUUUAUAGUUAAACAUUUGUAAAUGUAUUAUGAUAUCUCACAAAGAAUAGAAACUUCGAAAAGUCACGUGCACAUAUUUUAAUCAAGAGUGCAAAAAUCAAUCGUUUCGGACCGUUGUUAUUUUUUAAUUAAUAUUGUAAACUUGUAAAACAUUAUUGGACACAUUUCUAAAUUGAAGAAUAAUUAUUACCUUCACACCAAUUUUUCAGACUCUUAAGUUCAUUUAUAGAUGAUUUUGAUUGAAGUCUAUUGUAGUAUCAUAGCAAAGAAAAUCUUGCAAUUAUAUCAAUAUGCACGGAUGCAUCAUUGCAUCUCAAAUGUGAGAAUUAAUGAGCGAAUUAAUUUCUAUUUCUAGGAAUUUAUACAAAUUUUUCCAUGUUUGCAUAUAUAUAUAUAUAUAUAAAGUGCAGUCUCUAGUAUUUUUAAAUGUACUCUAAUGUGUGUAAUAUAAUAACAGACAUAUAAGUGGCAUACACCUUGCUGUGUUACUGCAAUACGUAAGGGAUGAUAAUUAUACAAUCGUUAUCGUAUCUAUAAAUGAGGACAAUUGUUAUCGCCUAAUUUUACGCCUGAUUCUGACGUUAAUUGUACAAAUAGUUUACGUACGACAGAUAUAAGAUACUGCUUUUCUUUUCUUCGCGGAGUGUUAAUGUACAGAACGAAGUAAUUGUGCUUAGGCGUAAGAAAUGAUGGAGAACGAAAUGUUUGUAACGUACCACGGCGUACGAUAUAACGCAUUGAUGUUGAAGCUCGUUCAACCUCGACGAGUAUUCCUACGAGUACUUGUUCGAUGUAGCAUUUACGAUGAGCGUUGAUCGUCGUUUUGUUUCAUAGUAUCGGUAAUUUACUUCGAUGAAAUCUUGAAUAAUAAAGUGAUAUUUUUUACCG
Molecule: messenger RNA, 4522 nt
Organism: Linepithema humile (Argentine ant)
Lineage: Eukaryota; Metazoa; Arthropoda; Insecta; Hymenoptera; Formicidae
Source: RefSeq, a predicted model, not a curated record